AUGGCUGACUCAACCCGACCUGCUAGCCCCACCCGGCACACCUUAAACCUCAAACACGACUCGGACAUCACGCUAUUCGUGAAGGCCGGGGUCGACAACAUCCGGUACGGCGCCUGUCCUUUCUGUCACCGCAUAUUCAUGCUAUUGAUAAUCAAAGGCCAACUCCGGUCAGACCUACGAUUCCGUGUCAUAACCGUCAACCCCGUGAAAGCGCCGGUAGAGUUCCGCAACCAAUCGCUACGGCGAGUGCCAGCGCUCGUGGACGGGGAGGUCGCCAGCGAUAACAUCGACGACAUUCUCCAAUACCUGGAGGACUACUACCCGACCCCCGCCCUAGACUACGAGAACCGGGAGGCCGUGGAGGCCUGUAAUAACUUGUUUCAGAAGUUUUGUUUCUAUAUUAAGGAUGUGUCCAAAGACGGGCACAGUUUGAUGAACGAGUUGUGCAAACUGGACGCAUACCUGGCCGGCACCGGCUGGGGCUACCUGUGCGGCAAACACGUUAGCCAACUGGACAUCGAGGUGUGGCCUAAGUUGCAUAAUAUACGUGUGGCGGCCAGGUAUCUCAAGGAUUUUGUGAUACCCGCCCAGUUUAAGCAGGUUUGGCGGUAUAUGAGGGCCGGCUAUGGGUGCGAGGCUUUCGUCGAGUCCUGUCCCUCGGAUCAGGAGAUUAUCAGGCAUUGGGCCGACAAACCCGAUACCGUCAACCUUACCAUCAAACAAAACGCUCAGUUAGCUAAACAGGAACCGGNGGGUGCGAGGCUUUCGUCGAGUCCUGUCCCUCGGAUCAGGAGAUUAUCAGGCAUUGGGCCGACAAACCCGAUACCGUCAACCUUACCAUCAAACAAAACGCUCAGUUAG
Molecule: messenger RNA, 861 nt
Organism: Oppiella nova
Lineage: Eukaryota; Metazoa; Arthropoda; Arachnida; Sarcoptiformes; Oppiidae
Source: the annotation of a GenBank genome assembly